Molecule: messenger RNA, 1875 nt
Organism: Erpetoichthys calabaricus (reedfish)
Lineage: Eukaryota; Metazoa; Chordata; Cladistia; Polypteriformes; Polypteridae
Gene: il12ba
Product: interleukin 12Ba
Exons: 6
Coding region: 89-1114 (341 amino acids)
Molecular function (GO): protein binding
Source: RefSeq, a predicted model, not a curated record
UGAAGCAAGUCGUGUGGAUGACGGUGUGAAGCCUAUCACCUGCCUCGCUGUUACACUGUAGCUAUACACAGACCGCCACGCCAUAUGCAUGAAGAGCUCUCUUUGUUUUGCUUCCCUCUUACAGGUGAUGAAGAUGAUGAUGAUGAUGAUGAAGCUGUGGAAUUUGCUUUUUCUGUUUUGUUUUCUCAACCCUGAAGCAGAAGGUCAUAUCAGCCUGCCGAUGAAUCACACUGUUGUGGUAGAACUGGAUUCAAUGAGCAGCAAAGUUACCAACGUCUCGCUACACUGCGGGGAGGCCUUCAAGGAUCUCGAGGUCUACUGGGAGAAGAAGAAUCUGCGGCGAGGCACGGGAGUCCAGCUGAACAUCAAGGUGGAGGACUUUCUGCAUGGGGGCAACUACACCUGCCACCGCAAGGAUAACAAAGAGGUACUCAACUACACCAUGGUUCUGGUCCACAAGACGAGAGACAGCCAAGGAGACUACCCGAAAACAAUCCUGCAGAAGCUUUCUGAGAAAAGUUACAUUAAAUGUGAAUCCAACAGCCACUGUGGAAAAUUUGAGUGCUCCUGGAAUUUUGAUGUCAAUUCACGAGGUGUCGAACUCCUAGCCAGUGCCCACCGGUCAUCUGGGUCUUCAAUGGAUGGCAGCAUCCAGUGCACUAUCAGCACAAAAGAGAAGAACAAAGCCAUAUGUGAAGAAGUGCGUUUUUGCCCUUACCGAGAAGAGUCGGACCAGGUCACAUUUGUGCUGCACAUCAUCCACGGCACACAGCUAGAAGAGUAUGUUGAAAAAUUCUUCUUGUCAGACAUCGUAAAGCCAGAUAAGCCUCAAGACAUCGAGAAAAAGAAUGCCAGCACUGUCGUGUGGAAAUAUCCCAGUACCUGGAACCAUUCCUCUACCUUCUUCCCUCUGUACUUUGAAGCCAAAGCCAUCAAAGGAGGAAAAAACUGUGAUGAUGAAAACGGGCAAAAGAGAAGGAAGGAGAGCUCAACUAGUGUCUUCACUGAAGAUCUUCAUUUCAGCAGCAGAUGUUCAAAGUGUACUGUCUGCAUUCGGGCCAAGGACAGGUUCCACAACUCUUCAUGGAGUGAGUGGAGUUCAGUGAACAUGUAGGUAUCCUUCAGCCUCAGUGCGCCCUACAUGUUGGAAAGUGUUCUCAAUAAUUCAUUUGCUCUGCACUGCCUGCUGCCCACCUGUCCAUCCACCUGUUUGCCAGCACUGCCUUCCCAGUUCUCUAAGUGUUGGCUGCUCACAUUCAGUACCCAUAUCUCUUUACACUGCCCAUGCACCAAACCCCAAGCACAUGCAAGGGAAACAACAGGAAACCAUAACAAGUCUACCAGCCUAAACCUGCUAUUGAACAUCUCAUCUGGAGAGUUAUGGCCUCACAAUGAAAAGUUUUAGCUCCCCUUGAAUUCCAAACAAUCGCACACUACACAGAGUCAUUAAGUGACUGGCUAUGUAGGUGGGCCAAGCUGUACCAUCAUCUGUAGAGGCAGGGACCUGCCACCCUGACCCUCUGCAACAAGACUGGUUGAAGACCUCCCUCUUAAUGGCUCAGAGUCUCAAACUGAGUCCAUUUAGUUUUGCUGCUAUGCCACCACCACCCCUUAGUGACCUGGUCCACUCUGUGUCACCAGACAGCUGCCUGGUUUUCUCAGAUAGUCUUUGCUGGCAUUUCCAUUUGUCGAAUGUACAAAGUGCAGUCAGAGGCUAUUUGUUCAUGAAAGAAUAAUUUUGGAAAAUGAACUCAACACAAGAAAAUGUAAGCAAGAUGAUGAACAGAGCGCACUGCAUCAGAGUAUUAGUGUCUAUACACAUGAAUCCAUUUUCAGUAUUUGAGGCUUCAAAAGUAUCCCACAGUGUCAGACAAA